AUGGCUAUACGGGUCGAUUCGUCGAAAACCCAGUCGGAGGAAUCGCAGACGGGGCGCAUAGUUGCGCAUUGCAACAGAAGCCAUCGUAAGAAACAGCGUUCCGGGGACGUUCACACUGAUACAGGGAAAGUUUCCUACACAGUCCUAGCCAAGAAACUAGGAGAUGAGCUUCGCUCUGGUCGGCCGACUGCAAUAUCGUUCGACGAGCUGAAGAAUCUGGCGGAGCAGCAUCCAUAUGAAGGUGUGCGGUAUUUUGCUGCCAGUCUUGGCUGUUCGUUAUCCAACGUGAGCAAUGAACUGCGAUUUCUCGGAAUGGUGAAAAAGCUCGGUCAAUGGCUUCCACAUGCAUUGAGCGACGGCGACCGGCAAGACUCUUGGACAUCUGUACUCAGCUGCCCUCCAGAAGCCGCAGAUUCGACGGGCUGGACACCAUUGUCACUGGAGAUGAAAAGUGAAAUCCAUGAGAAGAAGGUCAUGCUGAGCGUCUGGUGGGGAGUUCAUGAAAUCUACCGUUUCAAACUGCUGCCGGAUAGCACGAAAGUUACUGCCGAGGUCUACUUCGCUCAACUGCAGACUGGCCGACAAGAUCCGCAAGGAGCACCCGAAGCUCAACAACAAAGUUCUGGACGUGAAGUUCUAGCGCAUCCACCGAACAGCCCGGACCUGGCCCCGAGCGACUACCACCUCUUCCGAUCGCUUAAGCAUUACCUGGAAAAGAAGCACUACGAUGAUCGUGACCACCUCGAAAAUGACCUUCGGGCUUUCUUCGCCUCCAAGUUGCCGGAGUUCUACGCCAAAGGAAUCCGUGAUAUUAGGAGACGUUGGCAGAAGGUUGUCGACGUUGAUGGAGAUUAUUCCAUCGAAUAA
Necator americanus (New World hookworm) is the source of this 867-nucleotide messenger RNA. RefSeq lists its product as uncharacterized. Gene Ontology annotation, cellular component: nucleus; site of double-strand break; condensed chromosome. The transcript has 4 exons. Lineage: Eukaryota; Metazoa; Nematoda; Chromadorea; Rhabditida; Ancylostomatidae. Gene Ontology annotation, molecular function: histone H3K36 methyltransferase activity; double-stranded DNA binding; histone H3K4 methyltransferase activity. The record is from RefSeq and is a predicted model, not a curated record. Gene Ontology annotation, biological process: DNA integration; replication fork processing; DNA double-strand break processing. The coding region runs from base 1 to 867 and encodes 288 amino acids.